This is a messenger RNA of Aureobasidium melanogenum CBS 110374, 1587 nucleotides long. RefSeq lists its product as uncharacterized. Gene Ontology annotation, cellular component: nucleus. Gene Ontology annotation, molecular function: RNA binding; metal ion binding. The record is from RefSeq and is a predicted model, not a curated record. Bases 1 to 1587 code for a protein of 528 amino acids. Gene Ontology annotation, biological process: box C/D snoRNP assembly. The transcript is spliced from 2 exons. Lineage: Eukaryota; Fungi; Ascomycota; Dothideomycetes; Dothideales; Saccotheciaceae.
AUGGACGGAUUCUCUUUCCCACCGCCUCCUCCACCUCCACCAAAAGCAGCAUCAUCAUCACAAUCAGAAAAUCCUAACCAAUUCAACGAUCGAGGAGGUAGAGGUGGUCGGGGAGGACGAGGAAAUCGUGGCUCAUUCAGAGGUCGAGGAGGGGCGCCCCAGCGAGGUGGAGGAAAUUUCCAACAUCAAAAUACCAAUUCUAAUGGAUAUGGACAAAAUACUGGCAACUAUCAACCGAGUUAUGGCAAUCAACAGCAACAUUAUCAAGCGCCGCAGCACUAUCAAGCUCCACCUGGAUCCUACGUCAAUCCUGCAUUUGGUGGCAUGCAGGCUCAGACCUACGCACAACCUCAAAUGCCUCAAUAUGGGCAGUCAGGUGUACAUGCCGCUGGACAGAAUCAUCAACCAUCUUAUGGAAACUUAAGCUCACCGCCUGGAGGAAAACGUACACGAGAGCAGGCUUUCGGCAACUCAAACAGAGGACAUCCCAUGAAGAAACCAUCAAGCGCACCGAAAGCUCAGGUUGCACCUGCAGUCCCUAGCUUCGGUGCUCCAAUCCUUCCGCAGAAACCUCCAGCACCGAUCUCAUCAGGAGGCGGUAUAAAACAACGGCCUCCAACCGGACUUGGUCUUAUUCCACAGGACUACGGAUCACCAGAGAACUCAGAACAAGAUGAGGACGAAGAUGAAGAAGAAGUCGACGAAGAAGCCGCUUUAAGUGCUUUGCAGAACGGACCUUUGAGCUUCGAAUUCAAUGGAGAACUGUCAACACUGAGUUCUGCAGCAGAUAUUGCUGAAUGGAUCGAAGAGCGCAAGAAACGCUGGCCAAGCAAACGCAGAGUGGAGGAGAAAGAGUUAGAGAUCCAAUCACGUAUGGAAGAGCGCAGACGUAUUGAGCAAGAAACUCGAGCGGCUAUUGCUAGUGCUUCGGGAGGCGAGUAUCAGCCUGUGGAGAGAAGGGACGAUCGUACGCAGAGACAGAUGAGAAAGCCUGCUACCGACAGACAAGCAAGACACAACGAAGAGUCUACACUCGAAGAUACGCAGAAAGAGCUCGCACUUCAGAUGCAGAAAGUGGAAGAGCUACAGAAAUUGUUGGCUGAGAAGGGGCAAGAACCCGCUGAAACAGCUGGAGAAGAUGUUGACGCGAGAGAACAACACGAGCAAGCAGCACCGACGGACAACAUGGAAAUUGAUCAAUCUCUCCAGGGUUCAAACCAAGAUGCCCCUGCGGACGACCGACACCUCUCAGAUUCGGACAGCGACGCACCACCAGAAGAAACAUCCUCGAAACUAUCACAACCAAUCCGUGUUCCACCACCUACCGCCAGCUCCAAGGGUCAGCCAAAACAGCAACAACCUGAUGCCAAGCAAUGCAUCAGCUUUCUAAACCAAGGACGAUGCAAAUUUGGAAACAAGUGUAGAUACAAGCACGAUGCGUCUUCUGGGCAGGACAAGGGAAAAAGGAAGACGUUGUACCAGAGACUUGUUGAGCAAGAGAUGGACGAGGAGAAUAAGCUUGCAUUGCAGGCUAUCAAAUAUCUUGGUGGUGUUGGGUUCUUCUCUAUGCAUGCGGCUUCUACUUGA